Messenger RNA from Trachymyrmex cornetzi, 516 nucleotides. RefSeq lists its product as uncharacterized. The annotation marks the transcript as partial. NCBI's taxonomy places the organism in Eukaryota, Metazoa, Arthropoda, Insecta, Hymenoptera, Formicidae. The record is from RefSeq and is a predicted model, not a curated record. The transcript is spliced from 3 exons.
AUUGUUCAUUUGGAUGGAGCGCAGGCAAGAAAACCUAGAAAUGAAAAAUUUAAUCAAGGAAAUGUCGAAUUUGAAUUAUUAAUUCAAAGAGGAACAGUAAUUACUACUUUAGGGAAUUAUCAUUCAAAAUUGGAGCAAACUGAACCACAUUAUGUAAAAUUAAGUGAAGUUAUGAACACCUCGCAUCGUAUUAUUCUGGAAGCAUAUAUUAAAACGAAUUUUAUAACAAAAUAUCAUCACAAAUUCAACAAGCACAUAGGAUGCGGGUCAGUUUCAGAUGGAUUCUAUAAACUUGAAACACAUAUAACGAAUUUCAACGAAAAAGAAUACUCAGCAUUGAAGUAUAACAAAGGAGACAAAGUUGAAAUUACAGGAACCAUGCAAAAUUCAUCUAUUCCACCAUAUCUAAUAGUUGAUAAUGUACAUGAUAUAAAACGUAAAGAUGGAAAAAUGUCUCUCAUUCAAUUGUAUAAGGCUAACGAAACAUUCAGAAAAAGAAAAGCAGAUGACAAUGAG